GCAUGCAAUAUUCAAAUAACAAUACAUUUACAGCAAUUUCAUAAAUUAAAGUGAAAGAAAAAGGUUGUACCAUUGAAACUUCAAUACUGAAAUUAUACAACUUCUUUGAAAAAGUAAAAACAUUACAAAUGUCAGAACUGACAAAUGGCACAAUGACCGAAAGUGGAUUUUACAAAAAAGCAGCUAAUUAUUGGGCUAAUAUACCAGCGACGGUGGACGGAGUGCUCGGCGGUUUUGGAUAUAUUUCAGAAACUGACAUUGCGGGCUCUAAAGUCUUUCUGAGUGAAGUUCUAGCGUUAGAAAACCCACCAUCAACAAACCAUGCUCUCGACUGUGGAGCGGGAAUAGGAAGAGUUACGAAGUAUGUUCUGCUGCCACGCUUCGAGAAGGUGGAUUUAGUCGAGCAAGACGAAAAGUUCAUUAACUCCGCACAACAAUUCAUUGGUAAAGACCACGAUAGGAUAGAAAGUCUGUAUAAAAUCGGUCUCCAACAUUUCAAACCCGAGAAAAAAUACGACGUCAUUUGGUGCCAGUGGGUGAUCGGUCACAUUAAGGAUUAUGAUUUAAUCGCUGUUUUAGACCGACUUCGCGUUUCUCUGAACGAUAACGGUUUGAUUAUCAUAAAGGAGAAUUUAACAACUUCGAGAACUAUAGAUUAUGAUGAAGACGAUUCAUCGGUAACGCGUCCUAUAGCGUUAUUGGAAACACUGUUUAAGGAAGCCAAAUUGAAAAUAAUAAAAAAUGUCGUUCAACAAGGAUUUCCAGACGGCUUAUAUCCCGUGCACACAUUUGCCUUAGUUCCUAUAGAGAAAUAAAGUGUAUAAACUUAAA
Messenger RNA from Trichoplusia ni (cabbage looper), 831 nucleotides. RefSeq names its product alpha N-terminal protein methyltransferase 1-like. The coding region runs from base 129 to 815 and encodes 228 amino acids. The record is from RefSeq and is a predicted model, not a curated record. Gene Ontology annotation, biological process: rRNA modification; N-terminal protein amino acid methylation. The transcript has a single exon. Gene Ontology annotation, cellular component: cytoplasm. NCBI's taxonomy places the organism in Eukaryota, Metazoa, Arthropoda, Insecta, Lepidoptera, Noctuidae. Gene Ontology annotation, molecular function: rRNA (adenine-N6,N6-)-dimethyltransferase activity; N-terminal protein N-methyltransferase activity.